This is a messenger RNA of Rana temporaria (common frog), 2371 nucleotides long. It is a transcript of the gene SLC35E2B, whose product is annotated as solute carrier family 35 member E2B. Bases 571 to 1794 code for a protein of 407 amino acids. Lineage: Eukaryota; Metazoa; Chordata; Amphibia; Anura; Ranidae. Gene Ontology annotation, molecular function: antiporter activity. Gene Ontology annotation, cellular component: Golgi apparatus. The record is from RefSeq and is a predicted model, not a curated record. The transcript has 10 exons.
GCUCGUGUUGUCAGUGGGCGAUGUUUCUGAUUGGUGUGUGCUUGUCAUGUGACUAUGGAGGACAGGGUCAGGCGGUGUAUGUAGUAGGAGGUGAUGGCACGUUGAGCUCCCUCUGCUUUCUUUUAGCUGCUCUCCGAACACCGGUUUCUUUCUAGUUGUAAGACCGCCGCAGGUGCCGAGUUGGGAGGGUACGGCAGCCAGGAAAGUCCCUGGCUUCUGGAGGAGGCUUAGGCCGCUGCCAGCUCAUCCAACAGAGCCUGACCCUAGGAUGAACAGGCAGGCCUGGCAUUGUCUGCACACAGCAGGCAGGAGGCCAUCUGUGCAUAAAAUCAUUUUUACAAGUAGCAGCCAGUUGUUGAACUAAAGUCGUCCUUUCUCAAGGAAUAUGAGAACUUUUGGAUGCUGACAGAAGAACGCCCAGGGGCACAAAUCAUAACUCCUAAGGCGUACAGAGGAUAGGAACAGAUGGAAAGCUGUUUGGGCUGCAUGGAGUCAAGCUAUGUCACUGCAUGCCGGUGUCCUUCCAUGCCAGAUGGGGUUUAUUGAACAGAUGACAAAUUUCUUUGGGAUAUGACUGUCAAGAUGCUGUCUGGUAACUCGCAAUCCCCGGAGGAGUCUAAAGCUCUCCUGUCUCAGGAGAAAUUGAAGGGUAAAAGUCCUUAUCAUGUUGGACCUCUCUUCCCGCAUCGGGCUGAGAGGAUUGUCAUCACCCGAAGCGAAAGUGUUCCAGAAGAGAAUGUACUGCAGAUCACCAUCACAGAAACGACCAUUAUCGAGUCUGACUUGGGAGUUUUCAACUCUAGAGCCCUAAUCUACCUCACAUUAUGGUUUUUCUUCAGCUUUUGUACUCUAUUCCUCAAUAAAUACAUCCUCACCUUAUUGGAGGGGGAGCCGAGCAUGUUAGGUGCUGUACAAAUGCUGAUGACCACUUUUAUUGGCUGCAUCAAGAUGUUCGUUCCUUGCUGUCUGUACCAGCACAAAGCACGAAUCAGUUAUCCUCCAAACUUCUUAAUGAUCAUGCUGUUUGUUGGUCUCAUGAGAUUUUCCACUGUGGUUCUAGGUCUUGUCAGCUUGAAGAAUGUGGCAGUGUCUUUUGCAGAAACAGUUAAAAGUUCAGCACCUAUCUUUACAGUUAUAAUGUCAAGGCUGAUAUUGGGAGAGUACACUGGAAUGAUGGUGAAUCUGUCCCUUCUGCCAGUGAUGGGUGGUCUUGCACUCUGCACUGCAACUGAAAUUAGUUUUAAUGUUCUUGGCUUCUCUGCAGCCUUAUCUACAAACAUCAUGGACUGUUUACAGAACGUCUUUUCAAAGAAGCUUCUCAGCGGAGAUAAGUACAAACUUUCACCCCCUGAGCUUCAGUUUUACACCAGUGCUGCUGCUGUAAUCCUGUUAAUCCCAACAUGGAUUUUUCUAAUGGAUGUACCACUGAUUGGGAAAAAUGCGAAGAAUUUUACCUACAGCUGGGACAUUAUUGUCUUACUACUUAUUGAUGGUGUCUUAUUCCACCUACAAAGUGUCACAGCAUAUGCCCUUAUGGGGAAGAUCUCUCCAGUAACGUUCAGUGUCGCCAGCACUGUGAAACACGCACUUUCAAUCUGGCUCAGUAUUAUUAUUUUCAGUAAUCGGAUUACCAGCCUUUCAGCCAUUGGGACUGUCCUGGUCAUAAUUGGUGUCAUGCUCUUCAACAAAGCCAAACAGCACCAGCGAGAAACUUUCCGCAUGAUGACUGUGCCAGCUAACCUGGAGGAUGCUGAGCCACUCAAGGGACAAGAGCAGAAAUCUCAUGGAAAGUAGAAUGAAUAUAACUUCAUUGCGGCCCCUAAAAUGAUGGAGACUAACUGCUUUCACUGUGUUACUGGGUUACCAGGAAGCUGUUCCCAGCAUGACCUGCUUAUCAGAUGCCCAGGAGAGAAGUGUUUUAAAGUGCUUGAAAAAUAGAAUAUAAGGGACCAUAACAUCUUGGAUUUAGGUAGAAAUUAUCAGGUUAAAUUGCUGUUGUACUUUUUAGUGCCAGGCACAUUUAUUUUAGGCAUUGGAGACAAUUUUUUCACUGUUUAACCGUUCUCUACAUCUGUUACUGAGCUCAUUUGCUGCUUGCCUUUUUACUGACACAGUGUAAAACGUUCAUGAUGGGAAAGAACCAGUACCAAGAGAUUAUAGCCUGCAAAAGGCAGGAAAGUGGUGCUCUGCCAUCCGACUACAUGCAUCAUAUUUGUAGUCCAUCCCCCCCUUCUAUGCAGUAGGGAAAUAAUAUGCCGACAUGAGGCAGCUAUAGAAAGUAAGCUUCAUUACAAUUUCUAAGGAUUUUAGCUGAUUUUGUAAGGGGGGGGGGGGGGAUACCACCUCCUACACUAUAUUGUCAAAACUAUUG